UGGAUUUCGUAAGCGUCGAUUAAAAUACAAAAUAUAUUUUUUCAAAAUUAUUUAAAUUGUUCACAAUCUAAAGAUCUCGAUCUUAUUGUACGUCUGUGUUAUUAUUUACUGGAAUCGGUCUCUAGGAUGAUUGGAAUGGCAGAAUGACACUGCACAGUUGGAUGACGCUCGUUUGGAACGACGCUCAUCUGUCUUGGAAGCCCAGUGACUUUGAUGGAAUCAAUUUUAUUCACGUACGAAGCGAUAGCAUUUGGAUUCCUGAUAUUUCCGUUUAUAAUUCUGGUGAUAUGAUGUUCGACCAGACCGGUAUACCACCGACGACAUGUUUGGUCUUCAACACAGGAUCGGUUAGCUGUGUACCAUCGGUGAUGCACGUUGCUAAAUGCGCCACAGACUUUGCUUCAUGGCCCUACGACACGCAUCGGUGUCGAAUUAAUUUUGGUUCGUGGUCUCAUUCGGGGGAGGAAGUGAAUUUUAAUCUAGACAAGAAAGCGUUCCAAAUGGAUGGGUUCGCGAAUAAUACCGAGUGGGAUUUCAAAGUAUUAAACGCGUACAAAGUAUUAAGGAAAUAUAAAUGCUGUCCAAACGAUACUUAUCCGAUGAUCGUUUAUGAGUUCGCUAUAAGUCGGCAUUAUGGUGUAAUGCAUACUACGUAUAUCACACCUGCUAUAGCGAUGAUGUUACUUACGUUAACUGUACUUUGGUUGGAUUCGAGAUCAACGGAAAGAAUGGCUGUGGCCGGUGUGAACUUAAUCUGCCAUAUACUUUGUAUGUUCGAUUUGCAUUGGCAGCUACCUCACAAUGGUAUCAAUCCUCCAAAUAUAUUACUGUACUACCGAGAUUCAUUAGCUUUAGCCGUGUUCGCCUUAGUUUUAACCGCUGCACUCCGUAAAAUGCAAGAAAUGAGUAUCGAGAUGCCCUAUUGGAUCUCUACGACCACAUCGUUCAUCUUGAGUAACAGAGCUGGGCGUUUUCUUAUUCUUACCGACGACGAUUCCAAAUUGUCUACCACGGGAAUAUUGGGCGGAGAAGGCGAGGAUAAUUCAGACUUACCAAAAUCUGGAAGAGAACCGAAGGAAUCGUCGUGGAGACAUUUCGCUGCCAUCAUUGAAUGGCUGUCUUUCUUCGUGACCAUUUUCACCUACAUUAUCAUUCUGAUCACUCUUGUACCAUCCACAUGAAAAAUCGUUUCUUGUUCUACGUUUCAUCAAAAGUCAAUUGUAGAUUCUCAUUGUCAAUAAACGAUCAUUUAUGGA
Messenger RNA from Bombus huntii, 1256 nucleotides. RefSeq names its product neuronal acetylcholine receptor subunit alpha-3-like (gene nAChRa9). The transcript is spliced from 5 exons. Gene Ontology annotation, biological process: signal transduction; chemical synaptic transmission; regulation of membrane potential. NCBI's taxonomy places the organism in Eukaryota, Metazoa, Arthropoda, Insecta, Hymenoptera, Apidae. Gene Ontology annotation, cellular component: neuron projection; membrane; synapse. The record is from RefSeq and is a predicted model, not a curated record. Bases 144 to 1181 code for a protein of 345 amino acids. Gene Ontology annotation, molecular function: extracellular ligand-gated monoatomic ion channel activity; transmembrane signaling receptor activity; neurotransmitter receptor activity.